This is a messenger RNA of Paracoccidioides lutzii Pb01, 378 nucleotides long. RefSeq names its product cupin domain-containing protein. The record is from RefSeq and is a predicted model, not a curated record. The transcript has 4 exons. The coding region runs from base 1 to 378 and encodes 125 amino acids.
AUGCCUCCCGCCGUCAAACCCACUCUCCGCUCUCCAAAUAACCCGCCGACCAAUUUCACCGUGGCAUCAAACCAGCCACCAUCUAACCUAAACCGGCGCCGUGGAAUCCCAAUGGACCUGCUCCAUGCGUCUCUACAGCCACUUCCCCUCCAACAACCCGCGAAGAUAACCCCAGAGAGAUUCGAGGCUGUUGUUUCCAAGGAGGAUGUCCUUGUUGUUCCUGCCAGGGCGGUGCUAGGCCGCUGGAGUGUAUCGAUGGAGUGGGAUAUGUGCUAUAGGAUGGGAGAGGAGGGGGAUAAGGCGGUAGGGAUUGGGAAAGUGGGUUGGUUUGAGAAGGAUCCUGUUUAUGGUGAUAAGGGUCCUGUGUUUGAUGUAUGA